Messenger RNA from Didymodactylos carnosus, 4894 nucleotides. Lineage: Eukaryota; Metazoa; Rotifera; Eurotatoria; Philodinida; Philodinidae. The record is from the annotation of a GenBank genome assembly.
AAAAACUGACUAAAAAUUCAAUAUCUCAGCAACAAAGCACCAUGGGGAUGAACCAACUUAGGGUAUUUCACUACUCACUGAGGUCUACAAGAUACAAGCAGUCCGAGUUCAAAAGCGAUUUAUAACCUCAAGAGGUUCCCUCGUAAGAUGCAUCUUGAUCAAUCUAACAGUUCAUCCUCUUCCCGUAUAAGUCAUGCUUCUUUUCUUGUUUUUAUGUAUUUUCUGCCUUCUAAUUAUCGUGUCAGUUCUACGGAAAAUGGAACCAGUUACUCUGAUCGAUAUAUCUGCAAGAGCAACCGAACUAUAAUUUCUGACACAUUCAUGGAGGACUUAGAGAAAAAAUGAUAAGAUCCGAUAGGAUCCUUCUUGGUUUAGCAUCGACUAAUAUUUCUGUAGAAUUUCUACUAGGAUUUUUUAAUCUGGAUUGCGAGAUUAGUCUUGUUUUUUUGUUAUGCAUAAUUGUUGAAUCGGAGAAUAUAGAAAAUUAAAUUUUAAACAAGUAUGACAAUGCGAUAUUAAUAAUAAACUUAUUAACUUUUAUGAAUUAAUUAGAUAUACUUUCUUUAGAAAACAAUAUUUUAUUCUUAAGAGUUUAGUUAUACUGUUUAGUUAGUUAUUUUAGUUUUCUAGAUUGUCUAUGAACAUUGAGACUGACUCGAAUCAUUUUUAUUCUUUCCAUUAAAUUACCAUAACACUAACGUUUGCUAUGGCAUAAAGUAAAUAGUUAUUAAACAAUUUUCGUUGACCACAAUUGACAAUUAAAAGUAUGUUUUAUAUCUUAUAAAAUAAAAUUUUUUUUUUUUUCUUUUUUUGAUGUCAUGAGACAAAUAGACAUUGUUCUUUACAUGACGAUAAGGAUAAUAGUGAUGAAAUAUGGAAACAGAGAAGAAGGAAAAAAAUUAAAGUUCAAUUUUUUUUUGUCACAUUAUUAUUUUAUAAUGAGUAUAGACGUUGAAUGAUGUUAGAAGAACUCGACAAUUUCAAACAAAAUUUUUUUUCCGUUUUUCUAUUCGAACCACUCAUAUAAAAAAGAAACAAGAUCAUGUAUUUUAUUUACCAAUCUGUUUAAUUUCUUUUUGAGGUAUUCCCAGAGGAUAAUCGGAUAUAUUUUCCAUCGACGACUUCAAUCUCUGUUCAAAAUAAAUCAUCUUUAGGAGAAUUAUCAAAUAGAUCAUUGCAAGAUUCAUACUCAUUAGUACCAUCAUAUAGAGAACCAAUCAAAACAGAUAAAGGUACAUACGAGAUUUGCAUUUUUCCAUCAGAAUCGAGACAGUUUUUUUAACAAUAAAUAGUCAAUAUGUUUUUCAUUCGUCUUUGAACAGAUAAAGAAGCUGAUGUCGAAAAAUUGAAGACAGAACAAUCUAAAGAUCCUGUGAAACAACCUUCUCCGAUAAGAAAAGGAUCGCAUGAAAGACCACGAUCAUUCUUAGUUAAAAGUACUCAAACUGAACAACAACAACAACAACAACAACAACAGCAGCAAAAACAUCCACAAGAAUCCGUAAGUGAUGUUAGUACAAUGACAAAUUAUGAACAUUCAAAUGAUAUUACAACAAAUUCAAGUUCAAAAAAUAAUAGCAGAGAGUUAAAACGUGAAAAAAGUCGAUCAUUACAAUCAUUACAUCAUAAUAAGGAACAUAGCUCAGAGGAACAAGAAGACGAAGAAGAAGAACAUUCAUCGAUUGACGUUGACACAACAACAAAAUUAGUAGAACCCACCAUCAUGGCAAAAAAACAUCCCCAGAAUUCUAAGCAAUUAAACGGAAAACCACAAAUAUCGAAAUCUUCAUCAAUGAUUGUCAAAAAACAUUCCAAUUAUCAUCCCACUAAUUCAUUGAAUAUCUCUUCUAGCGGUGUUAAAAUUGCUGUAAAUGAUUUUGAGUUAAAGUCAUGGGAAGCAUUUUUAAAUUAUUUAAAUAAUCAUCCAAGUUUAUCAUCAACAUCGGGUGGUAUACAACAUAUUUACGAUAUGAAUGGAAAUGAAAUGCGUCAAUUAAAUGAAUUAUUAAAUCGUCAUUCUUAUGUUGUUGCUACAAGUCAUUUUAUAAAAACCCAUUAUCAGCAUGCAUUAGAUGAUUUUGGCGAUGAAUAUGAUUUAGAAGCAUAUUCAUUUAUUCGAAGUUCACAAAAUAAUUUAUAUUCUUAUCGUUUACCACCAUACCGUGAUCAAAUUAUUCUAAUACCUUAUUCACAAUUGGAUGUAAGAGAAAUUGUGUUGUUAAAUCGAAAUAUUAAAAUGACAUUUGAUGAAUGGUUAAGUGAUAAUGUAACAGAAGUUUUGAGUCCAUACACAAAUGGUGCGGAAAUUACACAUUUUUUUUCAUUUUCAAAAUUUUCAUGUUCAGAAAUAAAAAGUUUUUCAAAAUUAUUCAGUUCGUUGAGAAAUACAGAUACAUUUAUCGGUUGUACAGAGAAUGAAACUGUCCAUGCUCGAGAACACCUUGGGAUAACAAAAGAUGUAGAUAUUUUUAAUGAAUAUGAAACAACAUCGCGUAGUCUAAACGGAUAUAGUGAAAGACAUCAUUUAAACGGAUCAAUAACAAGCAAAGAAGAUGCUCAUUUGGCAAUCACUUGGAUUGUAACAGUUCAUCGUCAUCAGAAUAUUGUGGCAUCAGCAGAAAUUGGUACACAACGUAAUAAUUACAAAGCAAAACUUCAUAUAUGGGAUCAUGGAUCACUUCAUACACUAUCUCAACUACGAAAAGAUCAAUUUAGUUCCUAUUUAUAUUUAAUAUCAUUUUCUUCUAAACCAAAUGAUGAUAUUAUAUUAACCGUUUCAAGAGAAAAACAACAAGUUGUAUUAUUAGUGGAUUGGAAACGAAAUGAAUUAUUAUAUAGUAUAGUAUGCAAUUCAGAGAAAUUAUUAUGGACAAGUUUUGUUUUUGACACAAAUGAUUGGUUAGCGUGUAUUAGUCGACAACAUUUAAUGUUUUAUCAUAUUAAUUGGAAUACUAAACCAUUGAGAAUAAAAGCUAACAAACGAGCAGAAGUCCAGAAUGUGUAUACCGGUGCUGCUACACAUGGUCUUAUUGAUAAAUUACUUGUGGGUGAUAAAGUAGGAAGUAUAUAUAUUUGGGAAUUAAAAGACGGUGUACCAAAAUUAGACCGUGUUCGAGAAUGUGUCACAGAUGACGAAAUUCAGAGUAUUACCCAUAUGAAUCGAGAUACAUAUGUGUUGGCUAAUCAAGGAAAAAUAAUCAUAUGGAAUGCAAAAUUAGAUACGAUUGAACAAUUUACCAUGAAUGUUGAUUAUGGUCAUAUACAAACGAUUUGUUGUUUCAAAGAUCAAAAUGGAACAUUUGCAUUUAUUGUGGGAACAAAACUCAAUUUUAUAUUACAAAAAUCAAUGGAUCGUCGAGAAUUUGUUAUUAUUAUGCAGGGACAUACAGGAAGUUCCAUAGCAGCCUGCAGCGUCGUCAGUUCAGAUACAUUUUUUUCAGUUAGUGGUGAUCGUUAUUUAUUUAAAUGGAAUAGUGAAUUAAAAUCUGUCGAAUGGACAACGAAAUGCACGCAACCAAUAUCUUGUUGUGAUGUUCAUCCAGAUCGAAAUGUGAUUAUUUUGGGUACUGAAACAAGUAAAUUGUUGUUAUAUGAUACAUUAACAAGUUAUUAUAUUGCAACGGUGACGCUGAAAGUCAAUACAAAUAAACGGACAAUUAAAUUACAUUCAUCAGCAAUUGCUGUCUCGUCAAAUUUAGUUAUAUGUACGAGUAAAGAUGGUUAUGUUCGAUUAUUUAAAAACCGUUAUGAGAAAAAUCCUCAAACAAUGCAGUUUGGUUUAGUCAUUUUUAUUGCAAAUACACAACAAUUAUUUACCUGUCCUUAUUUACAAGUCGACGAACAAAUCAAACUAUUGAAUUUACAGAAAAAUUGCAUUACAAAAAUUGCCAAUCUUGAACAUUUAAUAAGUUUGAUAGUAUUAGAUCUAUGUGAAAAUGAAAUUGACCAAAUAUGCGGACUCGAUUGUCUACUAUCAUUAAGAAUUUUAAGAUUGGCUAAUAACAAAAUUCGACAAAUUCGAAAUUUAGACAAUCUUAAAAAUCUCGAUGUUUUAGAUUUGAGUAAAAAUCAGAUCUCUCGAAUUGAAAACUUGAAAAAUUUAACACAUUUAAGGGUGUUAAAUUUGGCAUUUAAUCAAAUUGAAAAAUGUGAAAAUAUUCAUAAUCUCCAAAAUUUAGUUGAACUUAAUUUGCAAGGAAAUCUGAUCACAAUAACUGAUAUUGAUUCACUACCAAUUCAACGAUUAUUUUUAAGUUUUAAUAAAAUCAGACGAUUUCACGAUAUUCGUUGUAUAUCAAAAAUAGCAUCAUUAGAAUGUCUAAGUCUCGAAGGUAAUCCACUUGCAUUUACGGCUGCUUAUGAACAAAUUAUUUUAUCGCAGUCGACAAACAGCGGUAAACUAUAUGAACAACAACAGCCAUUGCAAUCGGUCUCUAUUGAUCAAUGUAUUAAUCGUGUUGUACGUUCGAAAGCAUCAGUCACAUUAAUAAAUUCGAGUACGUAUAAUACGAACAUAAACAAUGUAACACAGUUUCAAUAUCAAUCUGGUACACAAUCACAGCAAGAUUCAAUAAGUGCAAGAAGUGAUGUAGAAUUUGAGAAUACGAGUAUGGGCAGAACUGGAUCACAGAUGGUUAAUCGAAGAUUGUCAACUAUGCAAACACAAAAAGAUCUAGCAACUUCAAAUAAAAUUAAUAAUGUUGUUGAUGGUCUAAAUUCUUUAUCAGGUGAAAAACUGAAUCCUAUAAUUGACCAACGUUGUUUAUUGGCAAAAAAUUUGGUUCAACAAUCAAUCGAUGAGGCAUUUCAAAAAGAAGCUUCAACUAUUCAAUUGAAACAGUUCUGGCCAAUAUUAUUCACUCAAAUAUCCAACGAAGCUCUACAGAACACAUAG